AGAAUUUUAACCAGGCAACGGCAGCCACCAGCUGGAAACUUGAAGAACGUCAAUGUGUGCUGUCUAAAAUCCAGUUUUUUGCUCGCAAAAUUUCCGUUUUUCUCUCGAAAUCUUUGCUAAAAAUUCGCGAAAAUGCGUGAGUGUAUUUCCAUCCAUGUGGGGCAGGCCGGGGUCCAGAUCGGCAACGCUUGCUGGGAAUUGUACUGUCUGGAGCACGGCAUCCAGCCAGACGGGCAGAUGUCUAUUGAAAAAACCACUGAAAACCGCGACGACAGUUUCAGCACCUUCUUCAGCGAAACUAGAGCUGGUAAGCACGUGUCCCGAGCCGUGUUUGUGGACUUGGAGUCCACCGUGGUGGACGAGGUGAGAACAGGUCCGUACCGCCAGCUGUUCUACCCCGAGCAGCUGAUCACUGGCAAAGAGGACGCGGCCAACAACUACGCCAGAGGCCACUACACUAUUGGCAGAGAGAUCAUCGACCUGGUGGUCAACCGGAUCAGGAAGCUGGCCGACCAGUGCGCCGGCCUGCAGGGCUUUCUCAUUUUUCACUCGUUUGGGGGCGGCACCGGGUCCGGAUUCACCUCGCUGCUGAUCGAGCGCCUCUCGGUGGACUACGGCAAAAAGUCGAAACUGGAGUUGGCAGUUUAUCCCGCCCCGCAAGUCUCCACCGCUGUAGUGGAGCCCUACAACUCCAUCCUGACCACGCACACCACUCUGGAGCAUUCGGACUGCGCCUUUAUGGUGGACAAUGAGGCCAUCUACGACAUCUGCAGGCACAACCUGCAUAUCGCGCGACCCAGCUAUACUAGCUUGAACCGCUUGAUUGCGCAGAUUGUCUCCUCCAUCACGGCGUCGCUGCGCUUCGACGGCGCCCUCAACGUCGACCUCACAGAGUUCCAGACCAACCUGGUGCCGUACCCGCGCAUCCACUUCCCCUUGGCCACUUACGCGCCUGUCAUACAGUUCGUCGACUGGUGCCCCACUGGGUUCAAGGUGGGCAUCAACUACCAGCCGCCCACCGUGGUCCCAGGGGGCGACCUGGCCAAGGUGCAAAGGGCGGUUUGUAUGCUGUCGAACACCACGGCCAUUGCAGAGGCCUGGGGGCGGCUCG
This is a messenger RNA of Dendroctonus ponderosae (mountain pine beetle), 1111 nucleotides long. RefSeq names its product tubulin alpha-1 chain. NCBI's taxonomy places the organism in Eukaryota, Metazoa, Arthropoda, Insecta, Coleoptera, Curculionidae. Gene Ontology annotation, cellular component: microtubule; cytoplasm. Gene Ontology annotation, biological process: mitotic cell cycle; microtubule cytoskeleton organization. Gene Ontology annotation, molecular function: GTP binding; structural constituent of cytoskeleton. The record is from RefSeq and is a predicted model, not a curated record.